Messenger RNA from Hylaeus volcanicus, 9711 nucleotides. It is a transcript of the gene raskol, whose product is annotated as disabled homolog 2-interacting protein. Gene Ontology annotation, biological process: regulation of GTPase activity. The record is from RefSeq and is a predicted model, not a curated record. The transcript is spliced from 11 exons. Bases 1429 to 5853 code for a protein of 1474 amino acids. Lineage: Eukaryota; Metazoa; Arthropoda; Insecta; Hymenoptera; Colletidae.
CAUAUAGUCGCGAGCUGGUCUACGGUGCGGACGACCGUGCAAUACCGUUGCUCUUCUCACGUUUACCCGCGGCGCGUGUGUUUCUCGAAAUAUGAGUGCUCGUCCUUGGUGAAAGAAACGCGAGAUGCUGGCCAGCUCAUGCCAACGGUUCGCGUACAUUCCUGGAGCUCGGUAACGAUUUCCCGUGGCCACGAAACGGAGCCCGUGACUCGGGCCCUUUUACUUUUCCUCGUUACCUCGUGUCAUCGACUGUGGUCCCUUCUUCCAUCGGCACGAAGAAUCGCGACUCGUGGCCCCGUGCAACCGAAGAAAGUCUCCAGUUCGAGGUUUGUCGUUCGUGUGCUUUCGUAUCUUGUUUCGAGACUACUUCGGCCGAGCACGAGUGCAUUCGUACGUUUGCGGAGGUUAAUGGUAUUCCCUGCAUUCCUGGGGACCUUUUUCCUCGUCCUUGGUUGCUCCGUGCCGCGCCUCAUUGUUUUGUGAAGUCUUUUGUGCCGCUUCCGUCGUACGGGAAUGUUUCGUGACCGAUCCAAAAAAAGAGCAAUAGCGAGUGGAAAGGAAUGAAUAACCGCGGCACAAGAAUUUACAAAGUUUCGGAACGGAUUGGGAAAACGAGGAAUUGAAAAAGUGGUGGAACGUGUUUAUUCCGCGGUUCGCGCUUUGUGUAGAUUGUCGAAGUAUGGUCGCAGGUGCCAAAACGGUGUGCUCGAGUGGACAUUUUCCCAAGCGGUUACAGCUAACCAUUGUGCAGCAAAGAGUUGACCUUUCGCUCUUCACUCACGGCGACGUAAUACGCACCGCGCGACUUGGUUUUAUUUACCGCAAACACUGACCGAAUCCACGCUGUACGCGAAUGAAAGUCGAGUCGCUCGCGUUUGUUGGUUUCUGUGGGAAUCGGGGGACGGUCGAAUGUCAGAAACAGCGACCACGAAAUUGCCUUGGAGUACCGAAAAUGAUUCUAGGGAGCGCGAGUUAACAGGUGCCCCGCGGUUAAGCACGCCAUAGCGAGCCUCGCGUAAUCAUCGAAUUUGUGAAUAGACCGUGUAACGAUACAGUGUGCGAGGUUUCCGCGAAACGAUCAUUCGAGAGAGGUCACCGUCGUCGAUGGAUGAAGGAAAACAUCGAUGGGGGAAAUAUUCACGUACCCACCCGACGUUUCCACGUAUUCCCAGGCAACAGAGAACCUUAUUUGUUUUCCUUGAUACACGUGUUCCUCCAGGGAGCACCACGGUACACGUCUAUAUUUAGAGGAAUUGCUGGAGCAAGAAAUUCGGAGCCCUCGAUGACUGGUGCGUUCCUCGGCCCUUAGGAGCCUCUCACUCUCCAGCGUCGAGACUAAGCAGGUGAGAUGAGCAGACCCUCCCCUCGGCAAAUAAAAAGAGGAAAAUAAACGAUCCGUACACAUGUAAGGGAUCUCUCGUCACAGACAUGAUGCACGUAGAGAAUCUGGAGGAGUCUCCCAAAAGGAGGUCGACGUUCUACGUGUCGUUAGACGGGGAGGCUCGUCAGCCCUCGAAAAUCCCGAAAACGAUUUCUUCGGAGUCCGAGAAAUUCGUUAGCAACACUUUUCCUAUCAGUACCUCGAAGACGACGCCCAACGUCAUUCUGACGCGGACGUUGAGUAACAACGAGUCUAUCUGCGGGGCUAAGAGGGACGAUACGUUCCCAGAGUCCAGGGGCAAGGUGCAGUCUCUGACGAAGAUCUUCGAGACCCCAAAAACUGAACAAACUGGUAGCGGGUCCGAGCACAGGAAAAAGGUCGAGAGGACCAGGUCGUUCAAGACCAUAGAGAGAUUCCAGAGCCGGUUCACCGGCAGGAAGGACCCCGCUAGAAAAGAUAAUCGUUUGAAUAACACCAUCGCGUGCUUCGAAGUCGAGGAUGAGGACACGAAGAAGAAGGAUGCCGAGAAACAGCGGACCUCCGCGAAAAUCGUUGAAUCGAAGUCGAACGGAGCUGGCAGGAACAGCUCCACGGAGACUAGAAGCAAACAGAACGGGAACACCACGUUCACCAACUUGUUGAUACGCAGGACCCACAGCACCAAGUUAGUUAGGAGCACCAGCACGUUGGUGAAGGUGACGAACAGGCACGCGUCCGUAGACAGCCCCUGUGCCAUCGCGACGCCUUCCAAGAACGACCAUCAUCGUUCUGGAAGCGAGAAAUCGAAAGACGACGAUACACCCUACGAUUCCGUUGCGGACAACGACGAGGGCACGGGAUCCUCCGUCUUCGAGGACGCUGAUGGGGACGCUGGGAUACAUUCAGAUACGUCCUACGAGAAGGCCUGUCGGAGGGGUAGCGCACCAGCCACCCCUGUCCUCGGAGCACGACCCUUGGACGUCACCCCCAACAGAAUCGUCAAUUUCUUCUCGAAGAGAUCGUUCCGCUCGAACCCGCUGAAGAGAACGAAAAGCGUGACGAAGUUAGAGCGACAGAAGCAACGGGGCGCAGGUCUACGGGGUUGUCGUUCACACGAGUCCCUCCUCUGCGGACAGGCGGUGACCUCGAUGGAUCUCGCGGCCGUGACACCGUUGCAUCCGAGCCUGCUUGGAAGACCUCAUUGCUUCCAGGUCACGCCCAGCACCGGUGGGCCCAAGUAUUUCAGUUGCAGGACCGCUCACGAACGGGACCAGUGGUUACACAGUUUAAGGAAAUCAGUUCAACCAGACGCUGAGCAAACGCGACGUACGGACAAUUCCCUGCAGAUUUGGCUGUUGGAAGCGAAGGGCGUGCCAGCAAAGAAGAGAUACUUUUGCGAGGUAUGUCUGGACAGCACCCUGUAUGCAAGGACCACCGCAAAGUUGAAGGCAGACCUCUGUUUCUGGGGCGAGCACUUCGACUUCCAUCAUCUACCUUCCGUCAACACAAUCCAAGUGAAUCUGUAUAGGGAGGCUGAUCGGAAAAAGAAGAGGGACAAAAAUGUUUUAAUCGGUUCCGUCAGCAUACCUGUGCAUAUCGUGACGUCACGUUAUCUGACAGAGAAGUGGUACCCCGUGGUGGGAGAUAAAGGUCCUUUGAAGGAACCCCCAGCGUUGAGGGUGAAAUGUCGCUUCCAGUCUGUGGACAUACUACCUGUUCAGGUGUACCAGGAGUUCCUGGAAUACCUGAAGACCGACUACAAAUCUUUGUGCGAGAAACUGGAGCCUGCGAUUGGCGUCAAAGCGAAAGAGGAUAUCGCCACGGCUUUAGUAGCAGUCAUGCAACGGGAAAAGAAAGCGCCACAGUUUCUCGCUGACUUGGUUAUGAUGGACAUACACAGAAUAGACGACGAGAGACUCACCUUUCGAGGAAAUUCCUUAGCCACGAAGGCGAUGGAGGCCUACCUGAAGUUGACGGGCGAUAGGUAUCUGCAAGAGACCUUGGGAGCGGUGGUGAGGGGCGCGGUAGAGGGUGGCGAUUGCGAAGUGGACCCACUGAAGGUCGCCUCGGUGGCAGCCCUUCACAAACAACAACAGAAUCUACGGAACGCCGUGGAGCUCGCCUGGAGCAGGAUACUGGCCAGCCAUGCUCACUUUCCUCUCGAGUUGCGCGAAUGCUUCCGCAUAUUCCGUGAACGUCUGGCCGAUAUGUGUCGCGAGGACAUUGCCGACAAUCUGAUCUCCGCGUCUAUAUUCCUCAGAUUCCUCUGUCCAGCUAUACUCAGCCCGUCUCUCUUCAAUAUUACGCACGAAUAUCCGAACGAGAAGGCAGCGAGGAACCUCACUCUCGUGGCCAAAACGCUCCAGACGCUAGCAAACUUCACGAGAUUUCAAGGAAAAGAGAACUUCAUGGAAUUCAUGAAUGACCUUUUGGAACGCGAGGCUCCAUCCAUGAAAAACUUUCUUCAGCUGAUCAGCAGCUCAUUCCCAAAGGACUCUCCAGCUAACAAUUCGCUGGAAUUCGACGGCUACAUAGACCUGGGAAAGCAAUUAUCCCUCCUCCACGCGCUUCUACGAGAAAGUUUAGUCACGAUUGCUUCGUCAUCGUCACCCCUGCCCCCACCGAAACUGCCAGAGAUCUUGGAAAGGAUUUCCCUAGCUUUGGACCAACCAGGUCCGAGUCCCGUGCCAGCUUCUCAUCGUUACCCGAACUUGCAGAACAAUAUCUUUCGUUACAACGAUCCCACAAUCGCGAACAGCAACACGAAUCUCUCUGUGUCAGCCACGUCGACGCUGAGCAACCACAGCACGCUGAACGGGACGAUCAGAGACAGCAACGAAGUGCUGCAGUCUAACACGUUAGGUCACAACAGCUCGCGCAGUCCAAACGUCACCAGAGCUGCCACUCUGCCUCGCAACGCGUACAUGCCGACUAAUGGGAAGCUUCAGCUGCAAAUUACCACAGAUGAUUAUCCAUUAGAACCAGCAGCCUUCGUGUCACGUUCACCAACCCCGAUUGUGAGACAACAUAGGGCAAUCGGGGCGAAUAGAACAGGUGCAGGAUAUAGACUGACUGCCAGCGCGAGUCUUGCAAACGUGAAUCACUGUCAAACACACCCCACCAGCCCUACGCGAUCAGAAAGUCACAGUAACCUGAAGGACUCGAACUACAACAUCAACACGUCCCAGAAUAAUCAAACGAACAUCUGCACAAUCGUCGCUCAGCAGCAACAGCAGCAACAGAAUCACCGACACAAUAUCGCGCGGCUGCAGAACAUGGACAUCCACGACAGAGAGGACAACUACAAUCACAACAACUACAACGUCUCAAGGUCAGCCAGCAGGAAUCACUGUAACAAGGAGGAGAACGCGAAUCAGAUGCAGCAUCAGAAUUACAACAACGUAUCGAAGACCACCGUGAACGCAAACGUAGUGGUGAAUCCCUCGUCGAACCUAACGCUCUCUAUCAAUCACCAACCCAACAACAAUUACAAUAAUAGCAAGAUGAACAACACCGCUAACGGCAAUCUGGAUGAAUUUUCAGACUUGCUCAGGUACGCAGACGAUGAAGUUUCGGAGUCGAAAUCGCAAAAGGGAUCGCAGAUAUCGAUCUCGCAAUUGAGCAACGUUGCCUCGUCCGGUUAUCAAAGUUUUGCUGCUUACAGUCAGAGUUCCAGCCCUGUUGAUCUGAGUAGCAAUAACGCAAACGCACACAUAAUCAGCGCCGCGCCUUUAGCUUUCGCGAAUCCUGUGUACCGGAUGGAACCGAAUCACGGAAGAAAUGGUAGGAGAGGUAGCAGCAGCUCUGAGGAGAGAGAAGGAAGCGGCGGUGGCGUCGAAGGUGUCAGAGGUGUUGAUCUGAGUCCAUCGCCUCCGCCUCAAAACAAUGUCAGAAAUCUUCAGAGGAACAGUCAGAACCAAUGGAGGCAAACCAAACAAACACACAGGAAUAACUCGGAACAGAUUCAAGGCGUCUGCUGCCCGAAACACAGGAGGAGGUUGUCGCUGGACUCGACGCGAGAUCUGUCCGACACUAGCGAAGAGGAAAAUUGCACGACCAGAAGGAGCAAGUCUCGUAGUCACCGUAGCAUCGAACAGUACGAAGUGGAAAUCGAGAGGCUGCGGAAUAGCAUAGAUGAACUGAGGGCACAGUUCGGCAUCACCGAGGAUACCGAUAUUGACGGGAUUGCACCGGAUACCAAGAUGAAGAGCAUCAUCUCCAGGUUAAUCUCUGUGGAGGAGGAGCGGCGGCGCGAACAGCAAAAGAUGUCGGCCGCGUUGUCGUACAAGCAGCGCGUGAUCGACGCGCAGGAGCAGCAAAUAGCCGCCCUGGAUGCCGCGAAUUCGUGUCUAAUGAUGAAAAACACAAGACUGUUGUCAAAAUUGAGCACCCUGACACAACAGUACAACGCUAAGACCCAGUCGAGCAACGAGGCAGCAGCGUUGCUGCAGAACAUCGCGGACAUCGGUGAACUGAAAAGCUCGUCCUGUUGAGAAUGCAGUCGUGUGUUGCUCGUUCAUCGGCAAGACUGUGUCGCCAAACCCGCUCCGGUGAACCAAUUGGCAAAGAAGGGACGAACGGAGAAUGAGUUACAAUCCAUAGAAUCGUAUUCGUACUUUUGUAGCUAAAAUUCAAGCCGAUUUUCGUUUCGAGGAUAGUCGACACGUUGAGAAAUCAGUUUCGGGACUUUGUAACGCGAGGUUACCGCGGAGUCACGCUCGGUUGCACACGCAACUCUCUGGAUCCUCCCUCGUUUCAUUCGUGUUUAAGAAUUGGAACGAUAGCUCGACAAGUUUAAUUAGAUCCCUGGUAGUAGCAUCAGUAUGAAAAAAUGUAUGGAGGCGAUGAGUUCAGGCUGUUAAACUGUCGCCUAAACGAACAGUCUACGAAGAAUCUGGAAAGAUGACAAAGAUCCAAGUUGAAUUGGAUUGAUAAGUCUUAUUUAACUUGUUGAACUAUACUUCUCAAGUACAAAAAUCCGUGUCUCGAGGGUUUCUGAAAAGUGUUCCAGGGAUUGGAACGGUUACUAACCAGAAACUAGCCAGCGCGUCAGUUACUUAUAGCACAGCAAGUUUGAUAAGAUAAUAGUAGCUAAAGUACUAAAGUAGUAGCUAACAAAGGCGUGAAUGACAAGGAUAAGAUGAAGCAAUUAAGACUAUCUGUUAGGUAUAUAAUCUAACUAGUGAAUCUGAUAUUUUUAAUUAUUUAUAACAUAAAUUAUUUUUCUUCUAAAAAAAAUUAUGUAAUCAGAUAAUGAUGAACAUUGAUAAUGGGAUACGAAUUGCAAGGUAAAUUUUAAGAAGAACAACCUUUUGUCUGUAUACAUACUGACAUGAGAAAUUGUAAAUAAUAGCAAUUAUAAACACAUUGCUUGAUGGUCGCAUUAAAUUGACCAUAUCGAGCGCGUAUUGACAAGAAGAUUUGGAUUCCGAGAUCACAUAACUAUGUAUCCCUAUUUUGACACAGAGUUAUUGGAGGUUAAAACAAGAGUUAUAAAGACUGACAAGGUCGAAUCAAGGUCCAGGGAUCUUAUUUAAUACGUUAAACACCGCAUUGGUCUCUUUAGACCAGGGCUGACCAUUUCGUUUAAGCUAUGACAUCAUACCAAUCUUUACAUAAUACUGUUACAAACAAAUAGUAAUACUGAUGUCAAGUCUGAUAUCAACGACUGAUAUCCAUGACUGAUAAUCAAGAUUUAGAGUGGUCCAAUCCAAAAGCCUACAAACUGAACGCUUAUCUCUAAUAUCUGCAAAGGGUACACCCAUCUUUAUUUAGAUUCUUUUUACAAAUUGCAUAAAUUUCGUACUAAAGUAUUAUAUUCUUUAUUUAUCAACUUUUAUUCCACAAAAGCUAUAAUACGCAGGAACCGGCGUGGCGUUUAACAUGUUGACUUGUUGAGCUGUAUCUCCCGAUCUAGCAGCGUUUCGAGACAUUGAAAACCUAUAAUCUCACGAGUACAUUAGGUUUAACGAACCUAGUCAAUGCAAAAUUCGCUCGAGAUUAAUGGAAAUGAAAAGGGAGGAAAGGGUGAGGCGUGUGCGGAAAUAGAGGCUACCUAGUGAAUAGGCAAACGGGUUAAGUAGAUAAUUUACGUCGACCUCCACGUGACAUAGCGUUAAGUUUAAUUAGAACCGGAUAAUUCGCGAACCUCGCGUUGUUUGUAGUUGAGAAGAGCAAUGAGAGAUUAAUCGCCACCCGAUCGUUGAUCUGUUGUCGUAUUUCGCUGAUUCGUCCCCCAAUGGCUUUCCUCUGUUCGACACGAACAAGCCUGAAAGUCGUCGAAGCAAUGAGUGGGAUAGGGAAAGGUUUGACCCUUUCAGUGUUGAGAUUCAAAUCGAAGCGCACGUCGUAUACGGAAUUAUGGCGGUCAUAUACGUUAAGCAUAGUAUUUUGAUGCCCAUAGGCGUUCAACGCACAGACUAUAUGGAAUUGUAAGUGCACGCGACACUGAAACAUUUGGAAUUGGAAUUAUAUUCAUCUAACGAUGGUUAAAACAUCUAAGUAAAGGCAAAUCGCUUAACCUUGCUGGUAAAUACAAGGUGGUGGUACAACCAAGCAGUGCGCGAUUCAUCAUGAAGAAAUAAGUCAAAAGUGCAGAAUAAAAUUUGUUUAUCUGAGGCUUUGUUCUUAAAAGAAUCAAGCUGAAAGUUGAUCAAGUGCAAGUAUACUGUUAGUUACUCGUAAUUUUAUUUAUAAACAUGUACAAUGUCACUGUAUGCUUCCUGUUAUCGUUAUCUUCAGUUGUACCACCAUUGCUGGAACACCUUGUGUAAUUGGGAUCUGAUACAGAAAUUUCUAAUCAAAGGGACCGUUAUAUGCGAAAACAUAGUGAUUGCAUACGUUAAGCAUGAUGAUGGCUCGACGCUCAUGGGUGUUCAUCGUAUGGAUUACAUUGAAUUGGUUGUUAGCGCCAUCAGCAUUGAUAGGGUCAGGAUCUAGGUCUGGCAGUGGACCAUAGAAGCAGAGACGAAUCUCUCUUCUCCGUUUCGUCACUUCCGUUUCAUUUUCUUUUUCGUUUAGCAUCGUAUGUACCUUGACGCACAGCCGCAUGCACCGUAACCGCCUAGCAUGACGUACGAAGAUUGUAACAUGUGUAUUGCACCGAUGUGCAACUGAAUCCUUGAGCACCGAGUCGUACUUCGACGUCACCCUGUAUAUGCGUGUACAUUUUUUGUAGUUUUCGUUUUAAGCGCCGCUGGGUCAUCGCGAACGUACGACCUUCCUUUCAUAUAUGGUGGCCAUUUUAAAUGUACGAGUCGUCCCUCUCAGGGCAUUCAACACCACCUGAGACGAAACAAGUUGAUCGAAAUUUAGCGUUCGCACCACGAGUCUUCGAGCGUGCGUUCGAUCGCAAACUCCGAUUCUUACUUUUAUCGAUGAUAUAUUUAUUUAGUAGUUCUACCAAAGAUGAAGAGUGUUUUCGUUGUAAAAAAGAAAAAGAGAGAGAGAGAGAGAGAAAGAGAGAAAGAGGAGCAGAUUUAUAUAAUAUAUAUUUCGUCGAGUACCGCGACCGAGGUGCUGGUGCGCGGUGCAAAAAUUCGAAUUUACUGCGGUCGCGUAGUGAGACUUUUCAAAUGUUUUUUUUUUUUUUAUUAUCAUUAGUUUUGCACAAUCGAUGCAUUCAUGCAUGACAAUUAGACGCUUGACGGUCUCGUUUGUUCGCAAGCGUUAGCGCGAGUUAAUGUUUUUACAUCACAGCAACAAUUUGUAGCCGUUGUAGAGCGAGAUGCACGCGAGCAAAAUAGAAAGACUGUCGUGAAUGGAGGAACGAUAGACUAGAGUAAAUGUUGGGAAUGCAUGUAGAAGAGAAAAAGUGUUCGUGCCCGUAAUAAAUGCGUGUGUAUGAAUGAUACUACGUGCGUGAAACGUAUGAGAGAAGAUUACGAUUCAGUUUAAUGUUAUUAAAAAAAAAGUAUUAUCUCGUCGACUUGUACCAUAGCUUAUUCUCGGGGCGUUUGUGAGAGCGUUUUAUUUUCUCGCCUUUCGCCGAUUAUUUUUGUAUAGAGAUAUCUAUCUUCCCUAUUUCUUUCACUCUGACCCAUCCCUUCCCCGUCCCCGCGCUCGAUCUUUACACUUUUUGUACUUUCUUUAACGCGAGCUGAAAAUGUUUUCAAUCGUCGUGCGUUGACGAUUAUGAAAUUAAUAUAUUUAAUAUCGUUUCCCUCUCCAUUUCCCUUCUUGUUGGACGAUGUAAUCGAUAAACGAUAAAAUAAUCUAUUUAAAAUGACUUGGAUAGCCUGUACAUUGCUAAGUUUUUGGUAUAUUCGUUUCUGCAAUACAUCAUCUGUAUUUAAGCGUAUAGCAUCUGUUAGUAACAGUACAUGAACAAAUAAAUAUGAUUAGACAUAUUA